AUGUAUAUGCAUUUGAAUAUUGAUUGCCAGCGAUUGAGGGGUGAAGUGAAAAACCUGGAAAAUAAGAGAAAAGAUGUGCAAUUAUUAGUUGAUGCAGCGAAAAGAAAUGCUCAAGUUAUUGGGUCAGAGGUGGAUGCAUGGCUGCAAAAGGUCGAUGACUUGAAGAAAGUGGCAUGUGAAGUUUUAAAUGGUAGCACAAAUUCUCAAAUGCGGUGCCUCUACCUUAAUUGUCCAAAUUUGAAGUCCCGUUACUCACUGAGCAGGAAAGCUGUGAAAAAGACUGCUGAUAUUGUUGAGCUAAAAGCAGAAGGUGAAUUGAGGGUUGGGCUGGUUGGCUACCCUGCACCACCAGUGCAGAUACCUUACCAAAACCUCCAUGACUUUGAGGGUUUUGAAACAAGGAUAUCGAUUAAGAACAAAAUCAUGGAAGCUUUGAAGGACAAAGAUAUCGGCAUAAUUGGGAUAUAUGGCAUGGCUGGAGUAGGUAAGACGACGAUGGUGAAUGAAAUAGUUGCUCAAGUCAAAGUUGAAAAAUUAUUUGGCGAGGUUGCAAUGGCACUUGUAUCUCAGGAUCAAGACUUGAUAAACGUUCAGGAUCAACUUGCUGAAAUGCUCGGUUUGAAAAUUGAAGAGAAAACAAAUAAAAUUGUGAGAGCUGGACGACUACAUGAAAGACUUGCUGCAGAUGAUGAUAAGAGCAUUCUUGUAGUAUUGGACGAUGUCUGGAAAGAAAUUGAUUUGACAUCUAUAGGAAUUCCUCCAGAAGGCGAUGAUAAGAGAAAGGGGUUGAAAAUUUUGUUUACAUCACGAAAUUAUAAUGUGUGGAGGAACAUGGGCCCCAAAACAAAAUUCGAAGUUAAUGUUUUGACUGAAGGAGAAGGACUUGAACUUUUCAAGCAUGCCGCAGACAUUUCUGAUGAUACAACUGAUGUUCUGAAAGGCUUAGCAGAACAAAUUGCAAAUGAGUGUGGAGGCUUACCGCUUGCACUCGUGGCCAUUGGCGAAACACUCGGAAAUAGAGAGGAACAUGCAUGGAGGAAUGCACUAGAAGAACUACGAAGUUCUAGAGUCACCAAUGUCACAAAUGAAAACAAUUUGGUGUACUCAGCGAUAGAGCUCAGUUACAAAUAUCUGCAGAGUGAUGAAGCCAAGUUAUUGCUUUUGCUAUGCUCUCUGUUCGCUGAAGAUCAAAGUAUUUCAAUUGAAAGAUUGGUUAUAUAUGCAAAGGGGCUGUUUAAAAAUACCACGUCUUUAUCAAAAACAAGAGAUAAGGUAAAAACAAUUGUGGAUAAGCUGAAAAGUUGUUAUUUGUUACUAUCAGGUAAAGAGGAGGAGGACGUGAAAUUGCAUGAUGUUGUAAGAGAUGUUUGCUUAUCAAUUGCAUCUAAAGGCGAACAUGUAUUUAUGGUGAGACAUGCUGGUGUAACAGAGUGGCCAGAACAAGACACCGAUGAGUUGUACACUGCGAUGUCACUGACAUUUAAUGGGAUGCAUCAGUUUCCCAGUGGGUUAAAAUGUGGGAACCUCAAGCUGUUACGAGUGCGAUGCCAGAGGAGUUCGAGUGGACCAAACAUGACAUCCACAGAUUUUUUUGAAGAUAUGAAGGAACUCAGAAUUCUUGAUUUCAUUGGGAUGAGCAUUCCAAUUCCAUCCUCAAUUCAAUUGUUGACCGAACUUCGAACUUUGUGCUUGGACAGCUGUGAAAUAAAUUUUGAUCUAUCAAUGAUUGGGAGUCUAAAGAAGUUGGAAAUUCUCACUUUUUUUGAUUCCUCUAUUUACGUUCGUUUUCCUAGCGAAAUGGCACAACUUGGCAACCUAAGGUCACUGGAUUUGAGGAUUCAGAAAGGCUCCCAUACACUACCACCUGGUGUUUUCUCGGGUAUGAAGAAAUUGGAAGAGUUGUACUUGGGAGAUUACUUUCAAACGAGAGAUGAAGAACGAAUGCACAUUAUUGAAGAGGUAAGUUCAUUGACUUCUCUUAACACUUUCCAAAUUUCCACAGAUGACUCUCAGUUUCUGAUGCAAUUAAUACAAGCGCUGUGCCUUGAGAAGCUGGAAAGAUUUCAAGUCAUCAGAACUAAAGAAAAAGCACCCAAUACUAAAGAUUAUCAUGUCACAAGGAGUUUGCAUCUCCUAGAUGAUAUCGAUGCAAGUAUGCUUUUGGAACCUGGACUUAAAUCAUUAAUGAGGAGAACGGACCAUCUUUUUAUUGAAGAAGCUAAGGUUUGGAAGAAUCUUUCCAAUGAGUUCCAUGAACAUGGUUUCAUUAACUUGAAGACGCUGAAACUAUUAAGUUGUGAUUUUGAGUAUCUUAUUGAUGCCACGAUCUCCAUUCCUACCGGCAUGUUCGUUAAAUUGGAACUUCUGGAAUUGGAAGGUUUACAUAAUCUGAUAGAGAUAUGCAAUGGACAUGUCCCAAUGAAACAUUUGUUGGGGCAUAUCUCCAAACCCUCAUCUUUCUCUAACCUUGUGACUCUUAAAAUAGAUGAUUGUGAUGCAAUUAGAAACCUCUUUCGGGAGUCAGUUGCAAAAUGCAUGGGUAAUCUCCAAAUUCUGUGUAUAUCUCGGUGUGAGAUGUUAAAGGAAGUUGUUUCACCCGACACAGAACAAAAUGAAGUUACGGAUAUGCUUGAGUUCCCAAAACUAAGAGAAAUCAUGCUUCGGAGUUUAAAAAGUUUUAAAAGCUUUAGAUCUGAAUCAAACAAGGUCGGUGCCAUGCUCACAUUGUUCAACCAGGUUAUGUUCCCUAACAUGAAGGUGUUAGAGAUCGAGGAGUUGGAUACAGUGAAGAUAGUGGAUGAGGAAAUGCAUAUAAGAUCUCUAUAUAAACUAAGUGACGUGACUGUGAGAUACUGUGAUAAUCUGUUGACCUUUGCACAAUCUGAUUCAAUCAAACUACUACAAAAUCUCAAAAGAUUGCAAGUACGUUCAUGUAAAGCAGUGGAAGUAUUGUUUGACAUUGAGGGCCUAAAGAUUGAUAAAGAUGAGGCAGAAAUUAGUAUACUUGAUCGGUUAUAUUCAUUGAGGCUGGAUUCUCUACCUUCAUUAUUGCAUAUUACGAGAAUGGUUGCUAAAGGAAUUUGUGUCUUCCAGAAUUUGACAUCAAUUGAUAUUUCAGAAUGUGACAGCUUAAGGUACUUAUUCUCACCUUCAGUGGCCAAAUCACUCGUGGCUCUGCAAAGUCUAUGGGUGAAUAAAUGUGAAGCAUUGGAAGGGAUUAUUGGAGGAGACGAUGAGACUACGGAGUCUAAAAUGCUUGAGUUCCCAAGACUGAAUCAUCUCACCCUGGUGUUUGUAAGAAAUUUCAAGAGCUUCAAAUGUAAAUCAAACUGUGUUGGUGUUCCCCAAACAUUGUUCAACCAGGUAUGUAUACUUUCAUAUAUGCAUGAGCAAUCGGCCAUAUUAAUUUUUUUGAAAGAUGCUUAG
Molecule: messenger RNA, 3426 nt
Organism: Fraxinus pennsylvanica
Lineage: Eukaryota; Viridiplantae; Streptophyta; Magnoliopsida; Lamiales; Oleaceae
Source: the annotation of a GenBank genome assembly